Messenger RNA from Meleagris gallopavo (turkey), 3833 nucleotides. RefSeq names its product solute carrier family 1 member 6 (gene SLC1A6). Lineage: Eukaryota; Metazoa; Chordata; Aves; Galliformes; Phasianidae. The record is from RefSeq and is a predicted model, not a curated record. Gene Ontology annotation, biological process: L-glutamate transmembrane transport. Gene Ontology annotation, molecular function: glutamate:sodium symporter activity; neutral L-amino acid transmembrane transporter activity; L-glutamate transmembrane transporter activity. Gene Ontology annotation, cellular component: plasma membrane.
UUGGAGGUUGCACUCACACUGGCUUCCAGCCCGGCUGGGAGGGCAGCAGCGUGGCCUCGCUCUCGGAGGCCAGCAAGAGUCAAAGUCACAAGAAGGAAAAAGAAGCAAGUCAGAUGUGAUGCUGUGUGGGGCUGGUGGAUAACUGCUCCUCUCCAAAGGAUUUCUUUCCCUCUCAGCUUGGUCCCUGGCUUUUCUCUGCAGCCGGAGGUUUGCAAAUGCUGUUGUUCAGUCUCGGCAGGCAGAGGUUGGCCUCUGGACAACGCUGGGCUCCCUGCUGCCGCCUGAGCCUUCCCGAUGCUUCACUCCAGCUGGUGUUUUGCAUGAAGGUGCAGUGAGGGCCCUGUAAAGGAGGCAUUGCUCAGAGCUCUCUGCUAACGCUGUACCUUUCAAAGGAGAAAAUCCUACACCCUGCCUUUGAGCUUCGAGAAUCAAGGAACAAAACAGCUCAGAAUAAUCCCCCGAGGAGAAAAAGACCUUCUGCCUGACCACUGACACUUGUUCCAGCCAGCGCAGGCAGAGCAGCGUGCAGGGGCCGGCCAUGAGCGAGCAGAGCCACGUCAACAGCCUGUUCCUCAACGAGGACGCAGCCAAGCGGCUCCACGCCGAGGGCCGGGUGCAGCGCCUGCGGCAGGCCGUGCAGAAGCGGGCGGCGCGGGCCAAGAAGAGGAUGAGCAGCAUCACUGCUGACAGCGCCAAGAGCUUCUUCCGCAGAAACGCCUUUGUCCUCUUCACCAUCGCCGCGGUCUUGCUCGGGAUCAUCCUGGCCUUUUCCCUCCGUCCCUACCAGCUGACCUACCGCCAGAUCAAGUACUUCUCCUUCCCAGGAGAGCUGCUGAUGCGCAUGCUCCAGAUGCUGGUUCUUCCUCUCAUUGUCUCUAGCUUAAUUACAGGAAUGGCCUCUCUGGAUGGCAGAGCCUCAGGGAAGAUGGGUAUGCGGGCUGUGGUCUACUACAUGGUGACCACAAUCAUAGCAGUCUUCAUUGGCAUCCUCAUGGUGAUCAUCAUCCACCCAGGCAAAGGAUCUAAGGACAAGCUUCACCGAGAAGGCAGAAUUGAGCAGGUGCAGACCACAGAUGCCUUCAUGGACUUGGUGAGGAACAUGUUCCCACCCAACCUGGUAGAAGCCUGCUUCAAACAGUACAAGACGCAGUACAGCACCAGAGUCUUCACCAGAACCGUCCUUCACAGCAGCAAUCUCACAGCAAGCAUGGCAACCACUCAGCUCCCCGCGCCUGAGAACUCCACCGGCAUCCUGGAGAAUGUCACACAUGCCCUGGGGACCAUCUCCGAGGUGCUGACCUUUGAAGAAGUCAUUCCCAUCCCGGGCUCAGCCAAUGGGGUGAACGCUCUGGGGCUGGUAGUGUUCUCCAUGUGCUUCGGUUUGGUGAUCGGCAGCAUGAAGCAGAAGGGACGGGCCCUGCGGGAGUUCUUUAACUGCCUCAACGAAGCCAUCAUGAGGCUGGUGGCCAUUAUCAUCUGGUACGCCCCAGUUGGGAUCAUGUUUCUAAUUGCUGGCAAAAUCCUGGAGAUGGAUGACCUGGCGGUGAUGGGGGGCCAGCUGGGGAUGUACACCCUCACUGUCAUCGUCGGGCUCCUCAUUCACGCCCUCUGCAUCCUGCCGCUGCUCUACUUCAUCGUCACCCACAGGAACCCCUGGGUAUUCAUUGCAGGGCUUCUGCAGGCCCUCAUCACAGCCCUGGGCACCUCCUCAAGCUCAGCGACUCUGCCCAUCACCUUCAGGUGCCUGGAAGAAAACAACGGCGUGGACAGGCGCAUCACGAGGUUUGUGCUGCCCGUGGGAGCUACCAUUAACAUGGAUGGCACCGCUCUGUACGAGGCCCUCGCUGCCAUCUUCAUUGCACAAGUCAACAACUACGAACUCGACUUUGGGCAGAUCAUCACAAUAAGCAUCACUGCCACGGCAGCCAGCAUCGGUGCUGCAGGCAUUCCCCAGGCUGGGCUGGUGACCAUGGUUAUAGUGCUGACAUCAGUGGGGCUGCCAACUGAAGACAUUACGCUGAUCAUCGCUGUGGACUGGUUCCUAGACCGCCUUAGAACGACCACCAACGUCCUGGGGGACUCUCUGGGUGCUGGCAUUGUGGAGCAUCUCUCCCGGCAGGAGCUGGAUGCGCAGGAAUGUGAACUCGACUAAACAGAGCCAGUUCUUUCAGUAUGCCCUCUCAGAUUAUUUGUCCAACUUCUCAAGAAAGCAUUGAAUUCUACUCCUGAAGAGACUUCUUGUAUAUAUAUAUAUAUAAAGGGCAAACCAAGGGAUGAAUUGGAAGAAAAGGAGAGAUGGUUGGAUUGGACUCUAGCUCAAGUGGGAAUUAAUUCUGGGAAGCCCUACGGCAUGGGUUAUGCAGAGUCAAACUAGUUGAUCAUGAAUGUCCCUUCUCUUCUGGCUUUAUAAUAUAUGCACAUGCUUUCUGGUUUAGAGGUACUGCAAAGGGUCCUUCUGAUUGUUUCCAAAAGCUAUCAGAAAGGAUCCUUAUGGUAACUUAACUAAACUCAGCAGGACUCUAACCUGUUUUCAGUUGCUGUUAGCAGAUACAUAAGCAUAUCACAAAAGGGGCUCUCCAUACUGCACUGCAUUGGCAUCAUCUCGCUUGUUCCCACCAAGCAUGCUGCUCCAAGCCUUGCCAUGUGAUUUCUUACCUUCAACAAAAGAUUAACGAGCACAGAUGAGUAGAUGGCUCCUUUUCCAAUCUUGCAAGCCAGUUUGCUGUGGGGAGUUUCAGAAUUCAGCUGAUAUUUUUUUGCUGUGGUGUCCACCCAUGUUGUGGACCAAUCUAUGAUCAGGAUUAUCCAUUUGUUUACAAUACCCAAACAGUAUUGUCAGGAAUUUGCUUAUAUAUACACAAAUAUAUCUAUAUACAGGUGUGUGUGUGUAUAAAUGGGGUACACGUGCACACGUACAUAUACACACACAAUUAUUCUGCUGCUGAUCCAAGGACAGGCAGUACUGAACCCUCGGUCUGUGAGGUUGCAUACUUAAUUUUGACACUCAGUUUGAUUUGCAAAACUACUAAAACAACAGACACUGCUUUACAUUACAGUAAUGAGUCUUCUAAAGCAAGGUUUAUUUGGAAGGAGCUAAUUGUGCUAAUUGUGAGCUGUGGCUGCUCCCAGUGUGUAUAUCCCAAGGUCUCGAGUCCCCACGCUGUCCAGCUUUGCAAGGAGGCAAGCUUUCAAGUUUUCAGCCAGGAAUACAGAAGUGUUUGUACUCAUUCCAAGCCCAAACUCUGACCUCGUACCAACUCAGCCUUCAGAACUGCGCAACUGAAAAUAUUAAAUCAUUUUAUCAGCUGUCUUUUUAAGUUAUCAGCUAUUUGGGAAUGUAUGCGGUCUUUCCUUUACUGUAGUACUGCUGCUUCUAGUUGCAGAAACACAGCAAGUUUCUUCUCUUGGCAAAUAACUUAUUCCUGAUGACUGGAUGGGCAAUGUUUGGGCUGAAACAGGGAGCUGCCUCAGUGCAUACACCCAUGAGGAGCUCUUGGAUCAGGACACAUCCCUUCAAAGGGAAUUUAAGAGAGAAAAUAUGUGGAAUAGAUUUUCACACCUUGGGCCAUGGAUCACAUUCAUUACAUAGUAUGUGCACGUUCUUUCGGAAGCCGGAUCUGCCCAUGAAAUCUGGAAUCACAAAAUCUUUUGCUCUCCCCAGGGGUGAAGGUGGUAACUGGAAAUCACUGCUGCAGUGGUGGUGGUGUUGUCACAUUUGGGCAGUUUGACUGUAUUAAUUCCCAAGGCCUUUCUUUCCAUGCUGUGAGUUUCAGUGUCAAUAAAGAUAGUUUGCAUAUUUGAAAAAUAAAGGGAAUGUUUUUCCACAGCGCUCU